Molecule: messenger RNA, 943 nt
Organism: Phlebotomus argentipes
Lineage: Eukaryota; Metazoa; Arthropoda; Insecta; Diptera; Psychodidae
Gene: BCAS2
Product: pre-mRNA-splicing factor SPF27
Exons: 2
Coding region: 106-723 (205 amino acids)
Biological process (GO): mRNA processing
Cellular component (GO): Prp19 complex; precatalytic spliceosome; catalytic step 2 spliceosome
Source: RefSeq, a predicted model, not a curated record
GAACCAAAGCUGCUCAUCGAGAGCUAAUCGACUGUUCAGCUUGUGUGGCUGAACUUUGCAAUUUCCUGCAUUUUCCUGGCAUUCUUCCUUGUCUGGUGUCCUGCGAUGGCUGAAGUCGAUGCUUUGCCUUAUAUAGAUCAGGGAUAUGACAGUGCUGGUGUCCGGGAAGCGGCCAUUGCGAUGGUGGAAGAGGAAUGCCGGCGAUAUCGUCCCACGAAGAAUUACCUUGAGCACCUGCCUCCGCUGGACACAUUCUCCUUCGAGACGCCCGCCAUGACGCACGAGUUCGAGCGCUUGCAGAACCGCCUUCCAAUGGAGACACUGAGCAUGAAGCGCUACGAAUUGCCGCCUCCACCUCCCGGGAAACUCUCAGAAUUGAACGCCUGGAACGACAGCAUCUCCAACUCAAUGGCACAGCUGGAACACCAGUCAGUGCGCACGAUAAAUCUCGAGCUGAUGCUGGAGUUCGGCUGUGAGUCGUGGAAAGCUUACCUGGACAUCCUCACGUACAUGCAGGCUCGCUCCCAGAGUCGCCUGCAGGAGCUGCAGAAGGAGAUCCAGGAGGUGAAUUGGAACAGAAAGUCAAAGCAGAUGCAGGCGGGCGAGAAGCUGAGAGCCCUCGAGGCUCAGUGGGUGAUGUUGGUGUCCAAGAACUAUGAAAUAGAGCAAGUUUGUGCGAAGCUGGAGGAGAAGAUUAUAGCCCUGAACGAACCAGACGAAUAAACUUUUCCACAAUUUAUUUACCGUCUUCCCACCCCGAUUGCUUGUCACAGUCGCGGCUGCUUGGCCGCCAGCUCGCUCUCCUCCUGGACGGCCUCCGCCGAGCGCCUCUUUAGCGGUUGUCGCUCGUAUUCCGCCCCCGGGAAGAUGUACGUGGCGCCCUCGACGCGACAGAAGGUGUCUGCCGGAAGCUUCCAAGUGGCCUCAGGAGAAUCCGUGGAGU